AAUUUAUUAGAAGAGGCUGCAAGGGACUUAUUGAAAUAUCCACCAAAGGCAUGGUGCAGGGCUUAUUUGGACACUCAAUGUAAGAACAUGAUGGUUGAUAACAACUUCACUGAGUCAUUCAAUUCCUGGAUCCUUGAGGCUAGAAAAAAGCCAAUAAUCCAGAUGUUAGAGGACAUAAGGGUUAAAGUGAUGGAGAUGCUAUGGGUCAAGGGAAACAACUUAAGGACUUGGACUACUGAUGUUAGUCCAGCUUGCAUGAAGAUGUACAGUAACUUCAGGGCUACAUCAUAUAGUUGUAGGGUGGAAUUCAAUGGAGAUUGGGGGUAUGAAGUGUCUGAAGGUGAAGAUAGACACAUUAUCAAUCUGGAGCAAAAAAAAAAAUGCACCUGCAGACUUUGGGAUUUAUCAGGUAUUCAUUGCCCUCAUGCUAUCAAAGCAUUGAUGCACAAGAAAUUGGAUCUUGUGAUUGAAAUCCAUUGGUGGUAUAGUAAGGAGUCUUACAUGCUAACUUACAAACACAAUAUAUAACCUGUAAGAGGUCAAAGCUUCUGGAAAGUUGAAGCUUCACAUGCACUGUUGCCUUCUGAUAUGGUGAAACAAGUUGGCAGACCUAAAGAGAAGAGGAAUAUGGAAAUAGAUGAGGCAAGAAAGAGGAAAGGUGAGUGGUCCCAAUCUAGAAAGGGCACUCAAAUGACAUAUGGUAACUGUGGUGAACCAAACCAUAAUGCAAGGGGUUAUUACAGGGACAAGUCUACUGGGAAGGGGUCAAACUCAAGGAAAGGAAAAAGGCCAAUGAAUGGCAAUUCACAGUCAACAUCAGUUGGGGAUGCAGAUGAGAAUGAAACUGCUACACAACAGUCUGUUGUCCAAGCUACAACACAAGAGUUUGAACCAUAUGGUCUUGAUGUUGGCAUUGAAGAAGACCCAACCCUAAGGCCAAUGGUUAUUUCUGAAUCACGAAAGGAGUGAGAAGUUGAAGAUGAGAAGUGUUCCAUCUGGUAUAAGACAAAUCAAGUUUACAGGAGAUCACACUGGUGUUUCAGUUCCUACUAAUCUUCCUUACUCUCCAGUUAAGAUAACUUGGAAUGGAAAAGAAGCAUGCUCUUCUAGACAAUUGAAGACGGUUGCAAAAAACAAGAAAAGGCUCAAAAUGAUGGGAGUUAAGGGCAAGGGAACCCCUGCACCUGAUGAUGACUUUGUGUGAUUGUUCAAUAUUUUCUAUGUUAGUUUUUGUCUUAAUCCUCUGGUGGUUAAUUACAUUUGGUUGACAAACAAUAUGGUUUUAACCUUUUUUUUGGUUGGUUAAGCACCAGAUGAUUUAAUGGCAUUAAUGACACCUUCUUUUGGUUGUGUUUAUGUUAGAU
This is a messenger RNA of Lycium ferocissimum, 1364 nucleotides long. RefSeq lists its product as uncharacterized. The transcript is spliced from 2 exons. The coding region runs from base 589 to 969 and encodes 126 amino acids. NCBI's taxonomy places the organism in Eukaryota, Viridiplantae, Streptophyta, Magnoliopsida, Solanales, Solanaceae. The record is from RefSeq and is a predicted model, not a curated record.